Alternaria alternata is the source of this 910-nucleotide messenger RNA. RefSeq lists its product as hypothetical. Lineage: Eukaryota; Fungi; Ascomycota; Dothideomycetes; Pleosporales; Pleosporaceae. The transcript is spliced from 3 exons. The record is from RefSeq and is a predicted model, not a curated record. The coding region runs from base 288 to 812 and encodes 174 amino acids.
CUGGUGGGUCUGCCCUUGUUUCCUGCGCUCCGCGCUCUUGCAAUGAUUGACUGCAAGAACGACGUUUAUCUCCACGUUCGCACCAAACCAGGAAGGCUUCCGAAGCUACGAGCAUUAAUGAUCACAAGCGCCAAUUACAUACCCGGAGAUGACAUUAUUCGCUUAAUUGGAGGAACAAGCUGCUUGCGAGAACUCAUUGUAGUCUUGAACUCCUCUUCUUCGGUAUACGGGGCACCUCGCUUUCCAGUCUGGAAGCACUGACAGCUCUGCGUCACUUGGGUGUUUCCAUGAAUGACCUCUAUUAUUGGAAGUCAACCAGGUUUUGUAUUGAGAGCAAGAAACGGCUCACUAAAGUCUUUGCAAACUUUGCGAGUCACAAGAAGCUACUGUCACUGACUUUGCGGUGUACCAUCGACUUCCUUCCUAACGAAGAGGAGACAAGCCUACCGCUAGGUAUUGGGCAUUUCGAGGCGUUGAUAAGAGAUACACUUCUUUCGUACAUCACGGAAAUGGGCUCCACGAUCGACGAUAGUAUCCUUGAGUAUCUAGGUGUUGUCGUCAACGUCACAGCCUAUACUCUUGAUCUACCUGCCAAAGCUCCCGAAGGCCCCAACCAAGCCCUAGAGCGCCUGAAAAAAGUGCUAUGUCUCCGACCAAAACAGGUGCUUCGACUAGCAGACUUGGCCAUGGAGGAGAUGAUGGCGCGAUAUGCCAAGGACGAUUACUACUUUCUUGAGGCCUAUAUCGACACUAUGACCAAAGCAAGUCGCGUCGGGAUCUCUAGUGGCUCAAAAUUUGUUGCCUAUAAUUAACCGUGGUUUAACGCCCUAUCGAUCACCUCCCGUGGGGUGUUCGCAAGUUGUUGCAUAUGUAUGACGAGAUGAUACUAUAUCGAGGCAAGGCGGGAUAA